This is a messenger RNA of Aspergillus campestris IBT 28561, 3238 nucleotides long. RefSeq lists its product as uncharacterized. Lineage: Eukaryota; Fungi; Ascomycota; Eurotiomycetes; Eurotiales; Aspergillaceae. The record is from RefSeq and is a predicted model, not a curated record. The coding region runs from base 307 to 3156 and encodes 949 amino acids. The transcript has 16 exons.
GGGGGGUUCUGCUUGUAUGCGUCCAUAUAUGCUUGGAUGCGUUGUUUGGGAUCACGGAUCUCCGUGUCGAACGUGAGACCGGGUCGAGCCAGGAUGUCAGCUGUGUAUUUGCUUCGAGUGGGGGACAUAUCGGGCAAGGUGAAGAUGUUUGGGAAGCUUCUAAGCUAUUCUGCUGUCUCACGAUGAGCGUGCUCUGUGAAGGGGCAAGGGAAUGGAAGCUUCUUAUCCCAGGCGGCUGGGUGUCCGUGGGAACUGGCGGUUAACGACCAAGCCAUCCAAGGCAGUAAACCUGUUUUCAAUGCAUGCAUGUACUGGUCAGGUUAUAGAAUCCGUGCCAGGAUGAGUGAUACCCCGCGUCUCCGCGAUUGUAGAGGAAGCCGAUUCGCCGUUGCUGCCUCGGUAGGGACGCAGCAGGAGCACCGGAACGUCACCAACCUCCUACCGGACCCCACCCGCCUCACAGGCCCCAAGGACAUCGCCUACACCCACGUCCCUAGAAAGGCCAAUCCUCGUCCCACGAUCGCGCCGAGCCCCCGGUUCAAGGACCCAGGUAUCCAAUCUACGUCUAGCCGGACUUCCACCGACCGUCCGUUUACGUCCGUUGUGGAUUUGACGGAAGAUGAAGACAAUGAAGCGGACGAGACUCUAUCCCGUCGGACGUCGAUUGACACGGACAAUCGAGCAGACGCGUCUCACGAAGAGCGACUUUCCUCAGCGCCUAUAUACAAUAGGCAGCUGAAAGAUGGGUUGAGCGAGGUCAAGACCCUGCUCCGGGAGUUGGCACAUACAAUGCGCCUAUCGGGAUUGACUGGCAAUUCAACCACGAGUCUUCACAAUCUGUAUAAUGAUACGAAGAAGAUGAGCGAGUUCAGAUACCCCGAGACUCGGACGGUGGGAUUUAUCGGGGACUCAGGCGUUGGAAAGAGCUCGGUGAUCAACUCGCUUCUCGAUCAGGAAAAUCUCACACGCUCGAGCCGAGACGGAUCAGCGUGCACCUGCGUGGUAACCGAAUUCCGACACUCAGGCAACAAUCACAAUCCAUACACAAUCGAAGCCAGUUUCAUGGACACCGACGAGGUAAAAGAGCUGCUGGAAGAGGUUUUGCAGAGCGUACGCCAGUUCCACACCCCCUCCCUGUAUAGACAGCUUCGAUCAUCAGAAGAGCAGACGAGCUGCCGAGAGAAGUCCGACCGCGCGUGGGAAGCCCUAGAGUCGCUAUUCAAAAAUGAGCCCGAAAUGAGUCUGGACUACGUAUCCCGCGACGAGGAGGGCGCAGAACUGGCUAUUCUGGACCGGCUCGAGCGGUGGGCUCUUCUAGGCUCCGCCCAUCGACCAGGGGGUCCGGCCAGUUUGGAGUAUUCGGUGGUGUGUGCUGGCUUGGACGAAUGCAAGCAGCAGCUGGAUGCUCUGACGGCCGAUUCGCUUGGAGGGAAUAGGCCUGCGUUGUGGCCGUUCAUCAAAUCGAUCAGAGUGUAUCUGGAUGCGCCCAUCCUGCGUACAGGCCUGGUCCUGGUGGAUCUGCCCGGGCUGCGAGAUAUGAACUAUGCGAGAGUUCGAGCCACAGAGCACUAUCUCAACCACAACUGCGACGAAGUGUUCAUCGUGAUUAACAUCGCUCGCUGCAUCACAGACCAGACUAUCUCGGAUAUUAACAACCGAUGCAGGGACGAUCAACCACGUCAUAUCAUCUGUACGAGGUCGGAGGAUACUUCCGCAGAAGAAACCGCCCGUGAGCAAUCGCCGAUAGCUCCGCGAGUACGUGAAAUGAACCAAGGCAUUUUCCAAGUCAAAGUCCAGCAGAAAGACGCCAAUAAUUUGAAGAAGAAGGCUACCCCCGCGGAGAAGGAAAGGAUUGUUCUGGAAAUGGAGAGACUGAGGUCCGUCAUCAAAUCACUGCACGCUGAGAGAAAACAAUUCCUGGUCGAAGAGCGAAACACACGAGUCUCGCGCGAAUUAGCCACCAGAGACGGGAUCACCCGGGUCUUCUGCGUCAGCAAUGCGUUGUACACAAAGCACCGCGAUAAUCCCGAAGAGCACUCGGAAGCGUAUCUUCAGCUCAGUGGGGUUCGACAGCUUCGCAGCUACUGCCGGCUGGUGCCAGCGGAUGCCCAACUACGCGCCACGUCCGCUUUUCUGGAGCAUCAAGUACCUGCGCAUUUGACGUCGCUGCGCCAGUGGACGUUAUCCGGGGUCGAUUCCGUCAUGGUAGAGAAAGCUGCUACUCUUCGACGCGCGCUAGGGGAUGCAGAAGCGGCGCUUCGUCAGGAUUUUAUCUCGCCCGAAGCGUAUCUUAGAAAGGCGUAUGCAAACUUGAGCCAUAUAUUUGCUCAAGAUAUCAUCAACAAAAUCCGGGUCUGUGACAGCGAGUGGACAGAGCAUUGUGUAGAAGUUAGCGAGGAAUGGAGAGGAUGGCAUUCCGGGACCUAUGCCGCGUGGUGUCGCAAGUUUGGGACCUACAGCACCAAUGCACAAGAUCGCUACUGCUGGAACAAGUCGCUGGCCCAGAAGCCGCGUGAAUAUCUCGGCCCAGGCUGGGAUCAUAUCAUCGAAUAUUCGGAAUCAAGUAUAGAGUCCUUGGGUUUAGAUACCUCUCGCACGUUUGAUAGGAUGCGGCGUGCACUGGCAGAGCAUCGGAAUUUAGCCCCCCAGGCCAUUGGAAACCUUCUCACCGGCUUGGAGGCCAGACAGAAGUGCAUCACAGAUGAGAUUCAAGACGCCUUUACCAGGAUCAUUCAGAGUUUGCACCUCCUCAAAAGAGACACGCUUUAUGGACACGCUAGUUCCGUCAUGGCAGGCCUCAUGCACCCUGCCUAUAUAAAAUGCAAUCGUGUGUUUGAGUCAGGAAAAGACAAAAUCCGCAAAGACAUCAUCCACGACCACUUGGAGCAGUCUCGACUAUUCGCAAACUACCGGCAAAGAAGCCGGGACAUGUAUAAGUCCGCCGUGACAGCGGACUUCGCCGACUUACGGCGGAAGGUCCACGAACACGUGAAGAUGGUAAUCAGAGACGUGCGGGCGGUGGUACUUGCGGAUGGGGAGGCUCCAGAGGCGGAACAGGCUCCGGCAUUGGCGGAAGAAAUGGGCCGUCAAGUGAGUCGUGCCCUGGAAAGCGCUGCGCGCGCUCAGGCUGUUCUGGAGGGGCUGGUUUCGCACUAAGGAGGUUCAAUCAUUGCUCCUCUUGAUUGGGGUCCAAGAUUGGGGUGUAGAUAUGUGUAGGACGUUCAAGAUACAAAUUGCG